This is a messenger RNA of Pelmatolapia mariae (spotted tilapia), 5944 nucleotides long. RefSeq names its product coronin-1C-A. The coding region runs from base 89 to 3478 and encodes 1129 amino acids. The transcript is spliced from 12 exons. Lineage: Eukaryota; Metazoa; Chordata; Actinopteri; Cichliformes; Cichlidae. Gene Ontology annotation, biological process: neural crest cell migration; actin filament organization. Gene Ontology annotation, molecular function: actin filament binding. The record is from RefSeq and is a predicted model, not a curated record.
CCAAUCAUCACCAAACAACCAACAAAGAGCACUCUGUCAGUCCUGAGCGAGGAGCGAUCGACUUGGCUACAACGUCUAACUGACCAUCAUGGGACAGAAUCUAGACAAAGUGGAAGGAGGAGAGCAAGGUUUCAGUGAAGGAUCGGAGGAGACGAAGCCCAGCCAUGACUCUGAAUGUGUGGGCAGUCAUGCAGGUGAUGUCAUAGAGGGAGAAAAAUUAUGUGAAGACGAGGGCAGUAACACCGGGGUAAAGCCAGAGUUUCAGGAUCAAGAGCCAACAACACCUUCUAGUAAGGAGCACAUGAAUGUGUGGGAGAGUUCUGCUGCUGCAAGAGAGGUGAGACAGGGAGGGGUUGCAGGAAAGGAGGAAGGAGGAGGAGGGAGGACUGCUCCACUGGUUCCACAUGAGACAGACAAGGACUGCAAGAGCAGUUUGAAAACUGUGGAAACUGCAAGAGCUCAUAAGCGGUUCAGUCAGAUCAAGAGUGAGAAAAAGAUCAAGAUGGAGUAUCCGGCAGAGGAAACCUUACCACAUGAGGAGAACCAAAGUGAAAACCCAGAGGACGCAAGCUCUUUUCACAUCUCUGAACGGGGAUCUAUGAUGCAGACGAGCAGCAGAUGUGGAGCUCAUGCAGGAAGUGAGUCUCUGCACUUUCAGGAUCUGAAUGAAACCAUGAUGCAUAAAGUUGAGAAUGAGGAUAUUAAGAUUUGCGCGGGAACAGUGGGCCGCUUGAGUGAGGGGAAAGAACCGCCCCCACCUCAACCCCAGCAUCCUUUGAAAAACAGCCUUCAGAGAGCGCCUUUAUUGGACGUGAGUGAUACCAUUCACUGUAGACCUUCAAAGGAGAGCGCAGAAAGUAAAACAAAACAUGAAGCUGCCACCGAUGACCAAAGAGAGUUGGCAAGGGCUUAUUCACAAGUGGAUACAGCUGACAUGAAUCCAGUUUCCACUGAACCCAGCUCUAUUUUGGAGAAGCUGCUUAAGAGGAAUAAAAAGGAGGCAACACCAUCCCUUUCUAAAAUAAAAGAAGUUCAUACUGACUGCAAGGACACCUCAGAUGUUCCUGUAGAUGUAAGUGCAAAGGAGGUCCUUGACAGUUCAGCAUUAGCAUCACCUGGUGAUUGGAUUGAUCUUUCAGAAAGCGAUAUAAAGGGGAUUUUGUCCUCCUCUGCAGAUUGGAUACACAAUAAGCAUAAAGCAGAAUAUGCAACAAAAGAUUACACCAGUAAAGACCUGGAUGUGAAACAAGCAGUCUCUACUCACAGUGCAGCUUCAGAUUUGCUUUGUUUUGAGAGCUCAUGCCCAAAAUCACAUGAUUUCAGAGCUGAAGACAUAGACUCAACUGAUGCUUCAAACAAGCAGGAUGUGAAGAUAAAAGCAGACUUGGGCCUCUCUGAAGGUGUAGGCUCGGAUGACUUAAAAUCAGCUGUUUCACAUGAAAAAAGUGAAGUGAGUGGCGAGGAAUCUGCACCUUCCUCUCUGUCUCCACCUACAAAGAAUGAUGGGCAAAAGACAGACACCAGCACUCUGAGACCUCUGAAGAUAAGAGGUGAUGCCGAGAGCAAAAGCAACCCACAGUUGUCUGACUCUGAAAAGGCAGAUAGUCGACUGGUCAGGAGAAAAGAGUCCCUGAAGAAAACUGUUGCACUAGCUGCAGAUGCUGGCUCAGUCUCGAGUUCAGGUGUUACGGUUACCUCAGAGGAAAUUCACCAAGUCUCAGGCAGCAUGAGGAAGGAUGCUCAUAUGACGCUUAACACAGAAAACAAGAUUCCAGAAGAAACUGCUAAAAAACCUGGCAAAGACGAUGAUGAUGACUCUAUCUCAGAGAGAAACAAGUCCCUGGGCACUCCCCGAUCAAGGCCCGUCUCUGAACUCAUAAAGGAGACAGUUCAGCUGCAUGAAAAGCUGCAGCACCAGGAGCGGCCAAAGCUAGCUGAACUCAAGUCGGAUGAGCAGAACCAGUCCGUGAAGGUGGCACAGAUGAAGGCGGCUUUUGAUUCUGCUCAGAAAACCCCCGAGAAGCCCAUCGAGAGGAAGCCAUCAAUGAGAAAAGAUAUGAGACGAGUUGUACGGCAGAGCAAAUUCCGUCACGUCUUCGGCCAGGCGGUGAAGAAUGACCAGUGCUACGAUGAUAUCCGGGUCUCGAGGGUCACGUGGGACAGCGCCUUUUGUGCAGUCAACCCCAAGUUUGUCGCUAUAAUUAUUGAGGCCAGCGGUGGCGGAGCUUUCCUCGUCCUCCCUCUGCACAAGACGGGGCGCAUUGAUAAAUCCUACCCCACAGUGUGUGGUCACACAGGCCCGGUGUUGGACAUUGACUGGUGCCCCCACAAUGACCAGGUCAUUGCCAGCGGCUCAGAGGACUGCACCGUGAUGGUGUGGCAGAUUCCGGAGAAUGGCCUAGUCACUUCCAUGUCUGAGCCAGUGGUGAUAUUGGAGGGCCACUCCAAGCGUGUGGGCAUCAUCACAUGGCAUCCAACAGCACGAAACAUCCUCCUUAGUGCAGGUUGUGAUAACCAGAUAAUCAUCUGGAAUGUGGGCACCGGUGAGGCCAUGAUCAACCUGGAAGACAUGCAUCCUGAUGUCAUUUACAAUGUGUGCUGGAACCGCAAUGGAAGCCUUAUCUGCACUGCCUGCAAGGACAAGGCCAUCCGUGUCAUUGACCCCCGCAAGCAGGAGAUUGUUGGUGAGAAAGAGAAGGCCCACGAGGGCGCUCGCCCCAUGAGGGCCAUUUUCCUUAGUGAUGGAAACAUCCUCACCACUGGCUUCAGUCGCAUGAGUGAGAGACAACUGGCUCUCUGGAAUACGCAAAACUUGGAGGAGCCAAUGACUGUCAAUGAGAUGGACACCAGCAAUGGAGUGCUUCUGCCCUUCUAUGACCCAGACACCAAUGUCGUUUACCUCUGUGGAAAGGGAGACAGCAGCAUCCGUUACUUUGAAAUCACAGAUGAGGCUCCCUAUGUUCACUUUCUGAACACCUUUGCCAGCAAGGAGCCCCAGAGGGGUAUGGGCUACAUGCCAAAGAGGGGCCUCGAUGUCAAUAAGUGUGAAAUUGCAAGGUUCUAUAAACUGCAUGAAAGAAAGUGUGAGCCUAUUGUGAUGACUGUGCCUAGAAAGUCGGACCUGUUCCAGGACGACUUGUACCCAGACACAGCCGGUCCAGAUCCUGCUUUGGAGGCUGAGGAGUGGUUUGAUGGCAAGAAUGGAGACCCCAUUCUCAUCUCCCUGAAGAAUGGCUACGUCCCGGGCAAGAACCGUGAAUUCAAAGUGGUCAAAAAGAACAUGUUGGACAACAAGGUCACCAAGAACUCAGAGAAGUCGAGCUCUUCCAACAAGUCCUCCCACCCAGCUCCAUCAAUUAAAUCUGAAGCCAAGCUGGAGGAGAUCUUGAAAGAAAUCAAGUCCCUCAAGGACAUGAUCAGCAGUCAAGAAAAGCGAAUCGUCCAACUUGAAGAGCAGAUGUCCAAACUUGCCAUUUAAGGACCCUUUUGCCCAACCCGCUACAAUUCAGGACGCUCCACUGGCUGGGGGUGGGGGUGGGCGGGAACACUCACUGCCUAUCUCAAUGACAGUGUUUCGUCUGCCUAGCAAAGAUCCCUAGCAACAUUCCAGAUGAACUUUUUCUUAGCCAGCUCCCAACCCUCAGUUUAAAACAGGUGGAAUAAGAAGAACAUGUGGCAGAUUUAGUAGAAAAUACUUUCUUUUUGGUGGCAAAGGACUAUUCCUUUUAUUCUGUGGCAGUCUUUUUUUUUUUUUUUUUUAAAUUGUGUCUACUUGUUUAAAAAGAUCUUACAUAAUUCUUUGCAUUUUAGAAUAAUAAUCAAGAAAACCAUGUCAACAGCCCCCCACCCCCCAAUUUAUCAUUGUAUAGCAUCAUGUUUUAUAAGUAGGCCUCAGUGUUUGGUGUUUGCCCUUCUCCAAAAUUAAGACAUUGCCAAAUCUGGAAUUUUGUUUACACUUCCUUAACAGUAUUUUUUUUUAAAGUACAGAAACAAAAUCAGUGAUGCACUAUGAAAUUAAAAUCAUUUAAUUGGAUGGUUCUGAAAGAGAGACUGACAGAUCAAAUUUGUAGUUAAAAGAAAAUACAUUGCAGGUUGCCACAGCUGACACCAAACACUCAGACACAACCUUAAGUGACUAAUUCUUGCUGUCUUUGUUGAAGCUGCAGAAAUCCACACUUCGCCUCUGCUGUUUCCUUUCAUUCCUGUCGCUUUUCCAUCAUUCCGACUGUGGACGUAAUAGUCCAAGUAAACAUGCAUUCCUUUCUACCUUGCUUUACUAACAUGCACUCUGCACUUAUUCAAGAAAGUGACACAUUCCACAAUUCUUAUUGGCUAUUCUUGGUAUGAGGGGAAAAACACACUCACUGCGGUGACUCAGUUGCACUGCUUGGUUGUUGGGAUUCUUUAUGUGGUGCCCAUGGAAAGACGAGCUUUUGCAUUUUCAUUCUUUCUGCGAGGAAAAACUCCAACCCGAUUGUUUGGUUAUUCGUGGGUUUGCUCAGCACAUCACUGUAGUCAAGUGCAAUGGGCUUAUUUUUUUGUCACUGCUCUUUUGUUUGCUUUGCCAUCUCAUGUGUGUUUUCUGUAUAAGCACAAAAGAAAGUUUUCUAAAAUGACAUCAAAUAAUCCCGCAGCUACUUGACUGCUUUUAACCAUGUGAUGUUAAAGCUGGCUAGACCUCAAAGGCCUAAUCUGGGUCCUUAUGUCUCUGGCCUUUUAGGUAUCAGCCACUGUAGACUUUCCACUACAGAGUUUUCCUUUUAAUUCAGAAGAAGUAAGUAGUUGGGUUAUUGCUUCAAUGUUCAAUUAAAUCCUGUUUCUUGUUCCAGCUGUUUCUACAUCCCUCUUAGCACUUCCACAUCUUGGCUAUUUCUCAGAUGCUCCAAUUUAGUGCAGUCAAAUUUGAAAACUGAUCAUAUUUUUCAACCUGAGUUGUUUUUUUUUUUUUUGUUUUUUUUUAAAGAUCGUUUCCCUGUGGGAAGCUGAGACGGGUAAUGGUUCAAUCUGUUGUUUGCCUUUAAUAAAUGUUACCACUGUAAAGACCUGAAAGUGCCAUAGAGGUGACCCUGGAAGUGUUUUAUUUUUGUUUCUUUGUAGGACGACUGUUCUGUGAGUAGUUUUGUGGAAUAAAUGGAGGCGAGGUGCCUGGAGUUUAAACCCACUUUGAGGUGCUAUACUCAGUACAAAAUUCAAAGGACUCAGUUUCUUACGUACUGUGUGACAUCAUGAAGUCCUGCCAGUCCAUAAUAAAGUUCACCAGGCAGCAUUACUUUGUCAGGGUUUGUCAAACACAUUGUGCUCCUGACGCUGUGACACUUUCCUCUGGGGUACAAGCUUAAAAUGUAAAAUGAUGUAAAACCAGGAAUCUGUUAGCUGAGUCAUCAAUAAUCUGAGAAUAUUAGUGACAGGAAAUCUAGAGUGUGAUGCAUGUUUGGCUGACACUGGUCAUACUGCCAUAUCUUUUAUAUGAGACUGCCAUUCUCUGGGUUAGCACUGUUGGCACGAGAGCUGAGUUUUGAGGAGUAGUAGCUUAUAGAGAUCCAAAGGGACACUGUAGGUGGAAAAAUAAAAAAUGUGUUGAAAGAUAGAUGUAUGUUUGUAAUUGAGGUCUAGAAAAUGAGUGAGAGCUGUGUAAAUAACGUGACCAUAUAUCUGUAUUUUUUUUCCUCCCCAUUUCUUUUGUUUUGUGGAUGUGCUGAAGAGGGUAUUUGUGUGGGAGGUGGAUUUUUAAACAUUCCCCCUGUUUGUGUUCCUUGCACCUUGCCAUCAUGAGAAAAGCAGAACCUCUGUUGCGUCGGAGGUUAUCAAGAAAGAAAAUCUGAUGAAAAACGAACCAGGAUGAAAGCCUCGUGUGGAGGUCUGCUCAGCAUUUUUGUUCAUUAUUCUUGCUUCAAAUAUCAAACCAUUGAUUAUAAGAAAAAUUAAUAAAGAAUUUUUAAAAUGA